AUGCCGACUCUCGAGCCAUACGUGGACGACGUUUAUCUGUGGAAGUACAUUCCCAGUCUCACACUGUCGAUAGUCUUCACGGGCGUCUUUUUGGUCGUCACGCUUGCCCAUCUGUGGAAGAUGGUGGCCAAGAAGAUGUGGUUCUGCACGCCGUUUGUCAUUGGCAGUUUUUUCGAAGUCAUCGGUUAUGCCUGUCGAGCCGGCGCAUACAACGCUACCGGCUCCCUUGCUCCGUACCUGCUGCAGUCGCUCUUCUUGCUGCUGGCGCCCAUCUUCUUUGCCGCGACUCUCUACAUGGUCUACUCGCGCAUUGUACGGGCAGUGCACGGCGGGCAAUUUUCGCUGAUUCGGCCACGGUGGACGACGCACCUCUUUGUGUUUCUUGACUUUUCGUUCCUGUCGGUACAGUCCAACGGCGGUGGACUGCUGGCCAAGACAAAGACGGCGAAGAUUGGCAGCUACAUCAUCGUGACGGGGCUGAUCUUGCAGGUGCUGGGCUUCAUUGGCUUUAUGGUGUGCUGCGUGGUGUUCCACAAGCGGUUCCACGCCAGCCGAGAGCGACGCAACACGGACCUCCCCUGGCAGUCGUGUCUCUACAUGCUGUACCUCACAUCGCUGGCGGUGCUGGCGCGCAACCUGUACCGUGUGGUGGAGUUUUCGAUGGGCACCGACGGGUUCCUGCAGGUGCACGAGUGGCCGGUGUAUGCUUUUGAUGCGUCGCUGAUGCUGGCAGUGAUGCUCGUGUUUUUCGUGUGGCACCCAAGCACGCUGUACCCGCACGGUGUACGACCGGUUCCGGCAUCCGCGUUGGCAUCGAGGUCAGCAUCGAUCGAAGACGGACGCGACCAGCGGGAGUCGAUGAUGGAGCUGACGGGGAUGGAGACGACGUUCCAUCCCGAGGGUAAUGCCACUGGCAAUUCUGACCCGGGUUUGCGGUACAAGGACGACGAAAGCAGAGGCUUCCAGCUCAAGGACUGGUUUUGGCCGGCCAAGGUCUGGAGUCUAAUCAAGCACAGGCGUUGA
Sporothrix brasiliensis 5110 is the source of this 1023-nucleotide messenger RNA. RefSeq names its product RTA1 like protein. The record is from RefSeq and is a predicted model, not a curated record. Lineage: Eukaryota; Fungi; Ascomycota; Sordariomycetes; Ophiostomatales; Ophiostomataceae. Gene Ontology annotation, cellular component: membrane. The transcript has 2 exons. Bases 1 to 1023 code for a protein of 340 amino acids.